CAGCUAUGCCAAAUGGAUAUAGCUACAUCAUUUAACAAAUGGAUUCAUUUAUCUGAAAAUGAAAUUCAGGGGUCAAUUUAAUAUGGGCAACCUACACCAUUUUGUAGGGUGCCUUUUGUCACUCAGCAGACUAGCAGUUGAACAGUCAGAUAUGUUCAACUCAUUGUUGCGGAUAACAAGAGAUAAGGUUUCAAUCAUCAGUAAAACGGUGCUGCACUCAGAAGGAUACCUCGAAAUUAAUACCGAUGAACUGUUCAACACAGGAUACUCUUUAACAGGUGAUAAGGAUGAUACAAUCGCAUUAAAUAUUAGUGUCAACUCACUGUUCGAAACUCUGAACGCAGCUGUUAACAGCGAUACCGCCACACUCAAACUCAAAAGAAAUGGAGAAACAACAACGCUAUCAGUGACAUUCCCUGAUCGUACACUACCCAGUAUAUCUAUCACACUGGAUAUCGUCAUCAUGCCAACAAAAGAAUAUAUAAAAUCGGACUCCGUAAUGCCAAUGAUACCACCAUGUAGAUGGAACAUUGGAAUCACCAAAUGCCAGAGCCUAAUAUGCUACCUAGAAACAGCUCAUAAAAUGGGAAACGAGUAUACAGAAUUCGAAGUAUAUACAAGAGGAAAAGAACAGACAAUCUGCACACCAAUGAACGAUGCCGAUGAAGUAAUUGAGAAAAGGUUUAAACCAAAUAGCGAUAAACCAUUAAGGACUACUAUCAAAAAAAAUAGAAUCAUACAUUCAUCAAAACAUAGCGAUAGUGACAGCUCGGAUAUAGAAUGUGAAGCAACAGAUGUAAUGUUAAAAGUUAAAGCACCCGGACUGCUAGCUGAAUUAGAAACCACAUUUCAAGGACUGCAAGCGUUUUCGUCAUAUGAUACCUCAAAACCAAAAAUAAAUCCUCAUAUAAGACCGAAAACAGUACUAAGGACUGACUCCAUAUAUAGCCUAUGCAAGAACGCAGUUGACUCCAUCAUAUAUAAUAAACAUGAAGCACUACUGGUUGUUGCAAUACCAGACGACUACGAAGCGACAGAGUGGACAUACUUCAUAUUGUCAGUGACAGCCCUGGAAAGCUGCCAAAUGGUAUUCAGCAUACACAACUAUGUCCAUUAAUCGUAAAU
Babesia bovis T2Bo is the source of this 1125-nucleotide messenger RNA. Its product is annotated as Hus1-like family protein. Gene Ontology annotation, biological process: DNA damage checkpoint signaling. Lineage: Eukaryota; Apicomplexa; Aconoidasida; Piroplasmida; Babesiidae. Gene Ontology annotation, cellular component: checkpoint clamp complex. The coding region runs from base 59 to 1117 and encodes 352 amino acids. The transcript is spliced from 9 exons. The record is from RefSeq and is a predicted model, not a curated record.